UUUUGUUCUAUGCUUUCACUCUUUGUCUGCACAAUUAGAAUCCAGGCAGAGUCAUCCUGUCAAAAUGGCUACUAUAAAUACUACUCAGAGGCCCAAACCCACCAAGCCCAAUCGAGCAUCGAGCGUUCUAUGAAAUAACUGGUUAAGUACAUAUCCCAUCUCUCACCUACCAAACAAUCCAGAUCGAUACACAGACCAUGGCAGCUGCCAUCCCCCAAGGGGAUGAGUUAUGCAUCCCCAACACCCCACAGUAUACAUUUUACUUGGUCUUUGCUGUCCCAGACCAAAACUUCCCAUCGCUCGAGCUGCUAUUUCAAAUUCUGGCACGAAUUCGCACCCGCCUAUACGAGGUCUUCGACUCAAAGGCGUCCAUCAAGGCUGAAGAUGGCGACAUGAUCCUUGAGGUGGACGCCUACGAGCCAACCCGCGAAUCCGCCGUUCGUGCUGCUACGUUCGCUAUCGAGCGUGGCAUUCGUAAUUGGGACUUUGAGAUUCAACUAAUGGGUAGGAUUAUGUACCCAAAGAACCUCGAAUUCCGCAUGUAAGUAUAAGAGAGCGCGUCUUCUUGUUUGUUUACUUGCUUUUGCUACGUUUCGAUGGUCACAG
Messenger RNA from Aspergillus campestris IBT 28561, 606 nucleotides. RefSeq lists its product as uncharacterized. The coding region runs from base 198 to 545 and encodes 115 amino acids. The record is from RefSeq and is a predicted model, not a curated record. NCBI's taxonomy places the organism in Eukaryota, Fungi, Ascomycota, Eurotiomycetes, Eurotiales, Aspergillaceae. The transcript has a single exon.